Messenger RNA from Poecilia reticulata (guppy), 1903 nucleotides. It is a transcript of the gene tvp23b, whose product is annotated as trans-golgi network vesicle protein 23 homolog B (S. cerevisiae). Lineage: Eukaryota; Metazoa; Chordata; Actinopteri; Cyprinodontiformes; Poeciliidae. The record is from RefSeq and is a predicted model, not a curated record. Gene Ontology annotation, cellular component: Golgi membrane. Gene Ontology annotation, biological process: vesicle-mediated transport; protein secretion.
CAUACUGACGUAGUGGCGUYAGKCACGUAACUAACGCGUCACGUAAUGUGACGUGUCACAGACUAUGUAACCAGGAAGAGCUAAACUUCAUCAUGCUAACAGAUACCAAUGAUGAAGACGUGUCUCUGUUUGAUGCCGAGGAGGAUGCAGGGAAAAGGUCAAAGAAGAAUAUCAAGCAUCCGGUGGCAUCCUUCUUCCACCUCUUCUUCAGAGUCAGCGCUACGCUCGUCUACCUGUUCUGUGAGCUCGUCAGUGGAAGUUUCAUCGCCUCCAUGGUCACGAUCAUCCUUCUGCUCUCCUGUGACUUCUGGACUGUAAAGAACAUCACAGGCAGGUUGAUGGUUGGUCUGCGGUGGUGGAAUCAGGUGGAUGACGACGGGCAAAGCCGCUGGGUGUUUGAGUCGCGGAAGGGUGCUGGGAAGCAGCAAACGUCGGAUUCAGAGUCCCGAAUCUUCUGGCUUGGACUGAUAGUUUGCCCGGUCAUCUGGGGAAUCUUCGCCUUUAGCACAUUAUUUUCAUUUAAGAUUAAAUGGAUGCCUGUAGUGAUCAUGGGUUUGGUGCUGCAAGGAGCUAAUCUGUACGGAUAUGUGCGGUGUAAAGUGGGAGCAAAGACCAGCCUAAAGAACAUGGCCACUAAUUAUUUUGGCCGACAGUUCUUGAAACAGACGCUGUCUAAAGAAGAGGAAUCGUAGAGUUUUGCACGUCUGCAAUUUUCCUAAUAUCGUAGAACAAGUGGAGACAGGAAUCUUUCCAAAAUGGACUAAAGACAUUGGUUUUGUUUUGAAUUUAAUGUUCAAAUCCUCCAAGUUAUUUUCAUGUUUCAUUCAGAGGUUUUGGUUGCUGUUUUUCAGGAACUGAACCUGCGCAAUAAACACUCUUUACUAACACCUCAGACAUGAGUGACAAAAACCUGCAAUGUUAACCUGACUAGUUUGUGUUGUAGUCUCAUAAAUAUACCUUUAGUUUGUGUUUUUGUUUCUUAUUUUUCAAUAAUUUAAUGCAACUUUAAGCAAUUUUUCAGAUGUUUUGUAAAGAAGUUUUCUUGCACAACAGGCUGUGUAAAGUAUUCCUUGUAAAUAUGUAAGUAAAACAAACUAUGUGGAAUAUCUUGUGGGCAAAUGCAUUUGGGACUUUAUUUUCUGACUAGUUCCCUGUUUUUAUUUAUGCAAUUUUAUUAUCCAGAAACAAAAGUAAACCUGCUUUUAGUUCAGGUAUGUGCAUGUCAGGAAAGAAUAAAAACAAAGACUGUCAUUGUCUUUGUUUUUAUUCUAAACCCUAAAUUUAAAUUUAGGGUUUAGAAUAAAACCCUAAAUUUAAAUUCUAAACCAUAAAUUUAAAUUGAAUAGCAAUGAUACAAAAACACACAAGGUUUGCAGCUUUGCUUGUUUUUAAUUACAUUUGCAGAUUUUUUUUCUACGGCCCAGCACUUUAAAGGUGCCACCACAGCAUCUCAUUUAUGUUGAGGUCUGAGCUUUGACUCGGGCCACUGUAACACCUGCUCUCUUUUAGUUUUCAGUUAUUUAUUUUUGCUUUGUGUUUGAUUAUUAUCAUUUUGAUGAUCCAGCAUGGUUUUUAAAAGGCUCAACCUUAUGAAAGUAUCAAAGGUGAAUGUUUUUCUCCGCAAUCUAAUGCCAUAAAAACCACAGUGUGCUUUUGUACACUUAAGGUUAGAUUUAAAUAAUCAACCUAAUGGAGAUCAGAUCAUUUUUAUUAGGUUCUCAUGUGUAUUUUCAGUGAAGGUGUGCUUUCUUUUUGUGUGUGUUUAGUUUAACUUUUUCCAUAAGCAAAUACUCAUUGCAUUAAAAUGCAUAUGACUCCGCCUGGUUGUGAAACCUUAACUUAGUCUUCUGCUGUUGGGUUUAAUGGCUUUAGUUUUUAAUAAAACAACGCCCUCUGGUGUCUA